Trypanosoma theileri is the source of this 3570-nucleotide messenger RNA. Its product is annotated as putative ATP-dependent RNA helicase. The coding region runs from base 1 to 3570 and encodes 1189 amino acids. Gene Ontology annotation, molecular function: ATP binding; nucleic acid binding. The transcript has a single exon. The record is from RefSeq and is a predicted model, not a curated record. NCBI's taxonomy places the organism in Eukaryota, Euglenozoa, Kinetoplastea, Trypanosomatida, Trypanosomatidae.
AUGCGAAAAACGUUUGUACGUCUCAGUGGCGGAUUUCAACCCCCGCGAACAUUAGGGGUGAAACGCCAUUCUUCACAAGAACCAACAUCUCUCUCAAAUCCUCCAGUUAAUAAUACUAAUAGUAAUACUACUACUACUACUUCCUCCUCUUCUUCAGUGGAUGAUGUGAGAAAGAACAAACGUACAUGUUUAGAACUCUCACCUUCGCAUAAACAAGAGAUAGCGACAGUGUCGAGAUCAGAACAUACCCCAUCACCUCCACCAUCUAGAGAAGUAUUGUCAUCCAGUAGUAAAGAAGAAAUAAAAAAUUCAGGAGAUGUUCAUAAACCUCAUGAAUGCAAUUAUCCAUUAAAUUACCAAACACCUGAUCGACGUACAAUACAAGCAGUCGUGGCGGAAGAAGAAGAAAAAAUUGUUGAAAGUCAAGAGAUGCUGCAGCGGGAAAUGGAGGAGGAUCUUCGACUCUCUGCAGAUCUCGCCUUUACACCUCGAGAUGGAGGAAAACUAUCAGGAACACGUGUUUUCUCACAACCAGGAGUAGAAGAAGGUACUGGAUAUAAUGAAAAGGGAGAAGAAGAAGAAGAUAGAACGAAUACCACUUUGUUUAUUUUUCCUAAUCUUGAGGGAGAUGAAGAUAGUAAUGGUAUUAUACCAUUUGAAGAAGAGGGAGAAGAAGAAAAAGAUGAAAACAAUACAGCUAUGGUAUACUCUCAUAAUAAUCCUAGUUCUGUUAUUCCUAGUAGGAGUAAUACUAUUACCACUAAUACUAUUAAUACUACUAUUAAUACAGCUGCCAUUAACACUUCUACUAGUGCAGUAAUAAAGGGAACCUCCACGAAUAAUAAUAAUAAUAAUAAUAAUAAUAAUAAUAAUAAUAAUAAUAAUAAUAAUAAUAGUGUUAGUGUUCGUAGUAGUAAUAGUAGUAGUAGUAGUGGUGGAUUUUAUGAUCUUCCUUAUGCUGCACAGAGUUUCUUUAAUAAUCGACGUGGUAUUAAAAAACUUUAUCCUUGGCAACACGAAGUUCUCAUGAGAGAUGAUAUUCGUAGUGGAGAAAGUUUAGUAUACAGUCUUCCAACUAGUGGAGGGAAAACACUAGUAGCGGAAAUAUCACUUUUACGAUGUCUUCUUAAUCGUAAAAAGUCAUGUUUUUUCGUUCUCCCUUUUGUAUCUUUGGCAGAAGAGAAAACAGAAGGACUUCGACUUCUUGGGGAUACUUUGGGUUUUGCUGUAGAUGGUCACUAUGGAACUCAAGGUAGACUUCCUCUUUCUAAACGCACAACGGUAUAUGUUUGUACUAUUGAAAAGGCUAAUUCUUUACUUAAUCAUAUGCUUGAAGAAGGAUUAACAGAAGAACUUGGUUGUAUUGUAGUGGAUGAAUUACAUAUGCUUGGUGAAUCCCGUCGUGGGGCAACACUUGAACUAUUUUUAUCAAAGGUACUUUGUCUUUCUCAUUCUGUUCAGAUUAUUGGAAUGAGUGCUACUAUUCCUAAUUUACCAAAUAUAGCUAAAUGGCUAAAUGCUAGUUGUUAUUUAGGGGAAUAUAGACCUGUACCAUUACGACAAUACGCGGUUAUGCAAGGUAUGGUAGUAGAAGAUGGUGAAAGAAAUGAGAGAAAUUUGUUAGAAGCUGGAUAUUCUACAGAAUUAGAACAAUUAGUAUUUCUUGCAACAGAAGUGACAGAUGCAUCUGUACUUAUUUUCUGUGCAAGUCGUCAACAAUGUAUUGAUACAGCUCAUCUUAUUGCACGAUAUAGAAAAGAAGCUAUGAAUGGAUAUCCAGGUGCAAAUGAAAGUUUUGUUAGUGCUAUUGUAUCUGAACUUAAUUCUCUUAGUCAUGAUACUUCACUACUAACACAUGUUAUUCCAUUCGGUAUAGCCUUUCAUCAUGGUGGACUUCUUUCAGAAGAACGUGAACUCAUUGAACGAGCAUAUCGUCAACGUUAUAUUAAUAUUCUUUGUUGUACAUCUACUUUAGCAGCUGGAGUAAAUCUUCCAGCUAGACGUGUUAUUUUUAAAACUCCUUAUGUGGGUCGUGAUUUCUUAACAAAAUCUCGUUAUUUACAAAUGUGUGGACGUGCUGGAAGAGCUGGUUUAGAUGAAUUUGGUGAGUCAUUUCUAUUAUUAGCACGUAAAGAUUGUAAACGUGGACGUGAGUUAAUGAAGGAAGAUGUGGAACCAUGCUCUAGUAAAAUGUUAGAGGACGCAAGUUCUUUUGAACGGUCUAUAUUGGAGUGUAUUGCUGUUGGGAUUAUACGUUCUCCAUAUGAGGCUAGAAAAUGGAUAUCUAGUCUUUUAUGUCAUUAUGCCCCUGGUCCAUUUGAUGCUGUGUAUGAUGCGACAUCAAGACCAUUACCUGUUGUUCUUGACAAUAUAUUUGAGUUGGCAUUAAUUCGACUGGUACACACGGGUUUGGUGCGGCGUUUAUUACAGACAAUAGUAGAUGGGUCUGUCACUACUACUACUACUACUACUACUAUUGUGGAUUCAUCUCAUGGUGAUAGUAGCAACCAUAAUAAUAAUAAUAAUAAUAAUAAUAAUAAUAAUAAUAAUAACAAUAAAGAGAAGAAUCAGAGUGAAAAUCAAAAGAGGGUUGAAGAUGAUGAGAAUGUAGUAUUCUCUGCAACCCCGUUUGGUGUUUGUUCUGUACGUUCGUGUUUUAGCAUUGAAGAGGCUUUACUUGUUCGGGAUGAGUUGGAACAAUUACAACGUACAGGACUUAUACUUGCGGAUGAUCUUCAUUUAUGCUACUUCUUAACACCACUACGGGAGAUUGGGGACUGUAAUUGGGAGGUGUACCGUGAUAUUCUCUCUCGUUUAAAUGAAAACCGCCAACGGAUUGCAAACAUGGUGGGUGUGGAUGAAUAUCUUGUAUACCAGCGGGCAAUGGGAUUAGGUGAUUCUACCGGCAGUAGUAUGAACACCAAUAAUAAUAGUAAUAGUAAUAAUAGUAAUAGUAAUAAUAAUAAUAAUAAUAAUAAUAAUAAUAAUAAUAAUAAUAAUAGCAAUAGCAGUCAGAUGUUCUCCACACGUCGUUUCUUCGUGGCGUUGAUGCUUGCCGAUCUCCUUGGCGAAGUCCCCUUGUCGGUGGUGGAGCAGCGCUAUCAGUGCAAUCGCGGGCAGCUGCAGGGACUAAUGCGGAGUGCGUCGAUGUUCAGCAGUUCCAUCACGGCCUUCUGCCGGGCGAUGGAGUGGUUUGCGCUCGAGGCGGUGCUGGCGGCGUGUGUGAAGCGGCUGGGGUUUGGCGUGAAGCCCGACAUUGUGCCGCUGAUGGAACUGCGCGGGCUGCAGCCGGGCCGGGCGCGGGCACUGUGGGCCGCCGGCUUCCGCGACCCCGCCGCCAUCGCCGCCUGUGGGCCAGAAGAGGUCCUGCGCCGCGUGCGGGCAACCGCCAAUAAUAACAGUAAUAAUAGUAAUAAUAAUAAUAAUAGUGGUGGGAAUAGGGCUGCGAAGUAUUUUACACUGCGAGCCGCUGUGGCACUUGUACGGGAGGCGAAUUUGUUUCUGCAGCGACAAAUACGGGAGAAGAAGGGAGAGCUGAUGGAACUGACACUACACUCACGUCUGCCAUGA